Aphidius gifuensis is the source of this 856-nucleotide messenger RNA. RefSeq names its product ribosome biogenesis regulatory protein homolog. Lineage: Eukaryota; Metazoa; Arthropoda; Insecta; Hymenoptera; Braconidae. The record is from RefSeq and is a predicted model, not a curated record. Gene Ontology annotation, biological process: ribosomal large subunit export from nucleus; endonucleolytic cleavage in ITS1 to separate SSU-rRNA from 5.8S rRNA and LSU-rRNA from tricistronic rRNA transcript (SSU-rRNA, 5.8S rRNA, LSU-rRNA); ribosome biogenesis. Gene Ontology annotation, cellular component: preribosome, large subunit precursor; nucleus; nucleolus. Gene Ontology annotation, molecular function: protein binding. Bases 146 to 832 code for a protein of 228 amino acids. The transcript is spliced from 4 exons.
CGUUGGUUGUGUCCUCAUGGUUGCCUCGUGGUCUUGUUAAAAAAUUUGUAGUAAAAAGUCAAAAGAACAUCUUGGAAAGAAAGGUUAUACUUGAUUAUAAAUUAAAGACAUUAAAUUAUUAUUUGUUAAAGUUAAUUAAUAUAAAAUGGAUACAUUAAUAAAUGUAGUUGAUGUCGACAAAGAUGUUGGCAAUCUUUCCAUUUCGAAUUACAAUAAAAUUGCUGUCGAAAAUUUGGGAGAAAAUACAGAGAAUUAUUUGUUGUCUUUAAACAAGGACAACACACAACUUCUCAUUAAUGAUAUUUUUUCAUUGGAGACUGAAAGGAAGGAUAAUGAACUUAUUGUCAAGUUACCAAAGAUUUGUACAUCAUUACCAAGAGCAAGAACAAUGCCUAAGCAAAAGGUACCUACCAAAUGGCAACAAUUUGCCAAGGAGAAAGGCAUUAAAAAUAAAAAGAAACCUAAGCUUAAUUGGGACGAAGAACUCACGAAAUGGAUACCAACAUUUGGAUAUAAAAAGAAUGCUGCUGAAUAUCAAAAAAAUUGGGUUGUUGAAUUAACAACAGGAGACACUCCACGAGAAACUAGAUUGAGCUCAGCAAAAAGUGAAAAAAUAGCAAAAAAUGAAUUGCAAAGAUUACGCAAUUUAGCUAGAGCUAAAAAAAUUGCAAUACCUAGAGUUGGUUUGCCAGCAACAGAAUUUGCUUCAGGAAAACAAUUAGCAGUUGCCAAGACACUUGCACGACUUUCCACCGCAUCAGCUGGUAAAUUUCAAAACAGACUUCCCAAGGAGAAAGAUGCCAAUAAUCUUGCCAAAUCAUGGUUAUUUUAAUAAUAUUAAUAAUUUUUGUAAUAA